Molecule: messenger RNA, 2419 nt
Organism: Boleophthalmus pectinirostris (great blue-spotted mudskipper)
Lineage: Eukaryota; Metazoa; Chordata; Actinopteri; Gobiiformes; Gobiidae
Exons: 16
Coding region: 143-2398 (751 amino acids)
Molecular function (GO): interleukin-17 receptor activity
Source: RefSeq, a predicted model, not a curated record
CAGCCAGUGAAUGAGUUGUUUCACGGUUGCGUUGUGGGCGGGCACUCCUACCAACCUGUUGUGCCAUCUCAAGUAUGUGAGAUAAUUCUAGCUGCGAGAGUUUUUCAUCACACGCGGGUGCCAUGCCACGCUCGUGUAUUAGAUGGAUAGAUUAUUGGAUUUGGCUCAAUUUGAUCUGUGGAGCCUAAAACUAGAGAGUAAUUGGAUAUCAGUGCCAGGCGCAAGAUUGGCACGGGCAGAUAUGGCGCACAAAACCACAAGAUUUUCAGGAAAACGCAUGUUUUUUGUUUUGAUGUUACUGCUGCAUCUGUGCUGGAGGAGUCCUUGUUCUAAAACGCUGGAUAUGGUCGACGUUUAUUCACCUGAACUCAACUGCAGCGAGGGACUGCUAAACUGUAAAGUGACUUUAGUUUCUCUCUAUGAAGGGGUGCUGCUUGAUCCGGAGGGGCCAGUGAACAUCACGCAGGUGGAUCUCAGAGCUGUUCUCUGCUGCACACAGGAACAGCUCUGUGAAGCCUGUCUGCAGCUCACCAUCACUCUCACUGGUACAGAGGUAGUGGGCGACUUGGAGCAGUCUGGAGAUAGUACAGAGUUGUUUCUCAGCACACAACAGAUCGUGGAGGCGAGUGGAUAUUUUAUGUCUCGAGAAGCCCUGGUCAAAAUUUGCUUCAGUUCUCCAGGCUCUGGUGACCUUUGCAAGACAUUACAAUUUACUUUCCCCAGAUCACAUAUAGCUCACACUUCCACACAUAAGUUACUGUUAAGAGAAAAGGUGACUUUUGGUGCUCCAGUUCUGGUUCGUGUCCUUGCUCAGAUGAAAGAGUACAGACAUAACAUCACUAUUCCAUCUUUAGAAAAAGUGUGUUCUUUGAACCCAGAGAGUAGCCAUAUUAAAGACUGUGAUGUCCCCAGUCUUCAAGUUGUAAUGGAUGAGAAAACAGAGGUCAUCCGACUCAAAGUGGAGGACAGUGCCAAGGAGAAGACGCUCAUGUGUCAGAUGAUGUGGGACGAGACUCCAGGAGCAAUGCUUCCAAUGUGUAAAGACAAAACAGAAAUUGUGAUCUCAUUCAACUCUGCAGCCCCAUGCUUGUGUUUCCAAGUUUGGUGGCAAGACAACAAGGUGCGUCGAAAAUAUUGCCCAUUCAAGAAUCAACAAGAUGCCAUGGAGAGGAUGAAGCACAGUGUGUCCCUGGCUUUGAUGGAGUCUGCAAGAGGAGGGAACUCCAUGCUGCUCUGGAAUGUGAGCGCCCCCUGCAGUCUAAAGGCGGAUGUGUGGCUGUGUAAGAGAGAUGUCGUCAGUGGGGAGUGUCAAGAGGUGACCGGGUCUAGACAGAAACUGGAUGGACAUGCCGGUUGGGUUACGAGUCAAGGAGAACGCUGGAAAACAGGAGUAUUCAAUUGGUCAUCGCAUCCUCUGCUCUGUCUUCAGAUCAAACUUGAUGGAAUACAGACUCAGUUGGAUCCUUAUUGUCCAUUUGCAGUAUCACGUUGGCACUGGAUUGUCUUGCUUCUUGUUGCCUUGUUAUUGGUGUUUCUGUCAAUGCUUGGAGCAUGCUGCAUACAAGGAGUGAUCAAAGAAUUACCAUGGAGAUGGUCGAAAGAUGAUGAUGUCAAAGGUGCUGUAGGCGGUGGUCAUGUGGUUUUGCUAUAUCCGCCUGACGAUGAGCAAGCAUUACCCGGUCUGAUGUGCCACUUGGGGUCAUCCCUCCAAGCUCUGGGCUGCAAUGUGUCUCUGGACUUGUGGAGCCAUGCUGAACUUAGCGUCUUGGGUCCGGUGCCCUGGCUCCAUUCACGACUGGAUCAACUGCAGAGACACGGUGGAAAAGUCAUUCUAGUCCUUACGCAAGCUGCAAGGAGGAGGGCUGAAGAGUGGGGAGCAAAAACCUGGGAGAGAUUUACAACAAAUCAAAGAGACACAGACAGCAGUACCAACUCAAAUUGCGUUGAUGUAUUUAGUGCAUCUUUGAGCUGCAUCCUUGCAGACUACUUACAAGGUCGAGCUGGCGAGCGCUUCAUGUUGGUGCAGUUUGAAUCCCUGCCCCCUGAAGGAGUUUGCCAGCCACUUCCUGAACUGUUCCGUGGUUUACAUGUCUACAGCCUUCCAUCUCAAAGUCUGGGGUUUCUCACAGAACUGGCAGGGGCAAGACAAAUGGCCACUUCCUCAUCCAGACGAAAGAGGGCACAUGGGCUCAGAAUGGCGUCUAGGGCUUUGGCAAGAGGGUUGUCAGGGUUUACAGCCGGGACAGCGGUGUUGAGACUGGCCUCGAUGCCCCAGAGUUGCGUUGGAGCAAGAGAAGAAGAAGAUGCUGCAGAGACAAUGCCACUGCAGCCCUACCUCAUCACUCCCCCCUCCAGUCCAGACACUAACCCCAAGGUCUGUCAGAUGGAUUGGGUCUGAAAUAGUGUGUGUUUUAUUAGA